GGGAGAUGGAUGUGCAUUCAGGACGAAAUCUCUGCACCUCUCCUCCGCGGCUCCGCGUCGUGUCCUGGAGAGUUUGCAAUCUCUGCAUGGCAUUCUUUUUUGCGCUUGCUGCCUACGUUCAGGUUAACGAUCCAGAUUCAGGAAUAUGGAUUGUUGCCUACUUAAUUCCUGCUGUAUUGUCCUUCCUUGUUGGCCUGAAUCCAUUAGUCACAGAUAACUUCAUCUGGAAACAUCUCUCAUUGAUGCACACGUGCAUGUGUUUCAUGGUGGCCACUCUGUGGGGUUGGUAUCUCCAUCGACAUGCAAAGAACACUAUCUUCCACGAGGAGGAGGGCCGGGAAUUUUUGGGAUUAGUAAUAAUCAUUAUCUGGAUGCUGCUCUGCCGAGAUUCAGGAAAGUAUCUUGGUAGUUUUAAAAUUUCUAUUGCAGUUUUUAUUACUGUUCUGCCAUUCAUAACAUGGUUAUAUUACUACAUCAAUAAAGAACUGCGAGCAUCUUGGCCGGAACACUGUAAAAACACCAUUUAAGCCUGAUGCAAGCUAAUAGUGGGACCAGGAGAAGGGCCUUGGAACUAAAAUGAAUUGAUGAGCUACUGUUUAGAGCCACUCAUUUAAAGCUGUGAUUACAGAUAAUCUGAGGUUGUGAAAGAAAGCUAUGAUUUUGAAUACAAUUUUCUGUUAUUGUAUAAUUUCUGAGGAAAUAACUUGCAAAUAAUUAUGUUAAUUGUAUAAUGGAUGUAUGUCAUUUUGAAUCGAAGACUGAUUGCAAAUUGAAGUCCUGGUUCUGGUCUUGAACUUUGAAUCUAGGUGACCCAAGUGUUAUGGACCAGACGAUAUAUUUGACAAAAUGGAUAGCAAGUCCAAAUGCACUCAUAAUGCAGAAAUUCUUGUGUCUAGGUAAGGAUUAUUAGCCCUAAGAAGUGCUGCCAGUGUCCUUUGUGAAUAGGCUUGGUGUACCAUCCUAACAGAAUUUUGUUGUUCCAAAAAAAAAUCACUUUCACAUCCAUAAUUAGAGAUUGUUAUUUGCAUUCUGAAUUAAUAUUAAAAUACUUCAGUAGAAUCAAAACUUUCCAGUGGGGAAACAGGUCUUCACAAGCUUUUAGUUAAAAGGAAUUUUAUUGGCAUUGUGAUACCACAUUAUCUUCACAUAGACAUCCUUGCUGGGUCCAUACCCAUUGUUUUGUAUGAUUUGUGUAUGUCUCAUUAAGUGUAAUUCAAAUUGCACAAAGUAUAAUAUUUAUAUACUACAAAUAUGUUCAUAAUUGUGGGUUCCAAGGCUAAGCCUAGACUCAACCUAAUGUAAUAAGAUUUGUUUCUGUAUAUAUUGUUUGAAUAUCUUUUUUUGCACUGAUGCAUGAGUGACACGUGAUUUACUUUUGCUUAUCGAACCUCAUGUUCAAACCUUACAUUAUCUGCAUUAACAGAGAAGGGAGCUUUUACUCUCAGGGGUGGGAAUGUGGGAUUAUUUAUAAUUAACAAUUUUUAAUUAAAAUUUCAUAUUGGCAAAUGAAUUUCUAAAGGCUGAUCCAUAACUGAAUACUUCCCAGUUUAAAUUUGCUGGCUCUUCUUACGCUAUAAUGGUAAUACAUUACCAAUCAAUGGUAUAAUACUGGGAAAGGAAUAGACUUGUCACUUUGCAACAACAAUCUUUUUCAUUCUGCAUGAAAAAUGGAAUGAGUAUAGGGUAGGAAUCCCCAGAGCUAAACUAUUUUUUAAAUUGAAAAUACAUUCUCAAAAAAACAUUAAAAAUGUCUUAAAAGCAAAUCUUUCAUCAAACUUUAACAACAUACUGGAUUUUCUUUCUUCUGGAUCACAUUGGUAAUGUAUGAAAAGGGAUGAGAUCAGAGACAGAAUGGCCAAAAUUGUGCAUUACUUGAAGGAAUGAUUGUUAGACAUUUGCCAAUGGAGCCCUUGUAAACCAUUUUAUGAUUUUUAGGAAAAAGUACUUACAGUUCUGCAUCUUACCUUUUGUGAUCUCAAAUUCUCUCAAAACACUCUGCAACCAAUCUGGUAGUUGUGAUCACUGUAUUAUUGCAGAAAAUCUGGAUGCAUCCUGGUCCCACAGAAGCAACAUGUGUGUUCCUUAUUAGUGUUAUUGAUAAAUGUUGGCCUAGUCACAGGGACAACAAUGCAGGUCUUUAAACAGCGUUGUUUUAUAUUUUACCUCCACCUGAGAGGCAGAAAAAAUCAACUGCCAGUGUAGUUCUGGUACUCCAUUGAGCUGUCACCUUAGAUUACCUGCUGAAAGACCUUAGAUGGGACUUGAACUGGCAGACCCAGAGUGACAUAAAAUUCAAUAACUUUAUGACAAAGCUGUCAUCUGUGGGGGCAAAGGAGCUGAAAAACAACAAAAAAAAAGGCAAAGCUAAAAGUUAGAUGUGAAUUAUCUCAACUGUUCACACGAUUUUGAAAUAAAAAUGUUGACAUUGAACAAUA
Pristis pectinata (smalltooth sawfish) is the source of this 2435-nucleotide messenger RNA. It is a transcript of the gene tmem220, whose product is annotated as transmembrane protein 220. The record is from RefSeq and is a predicted model, not a curated record. Bases 6 to 527 code for a protein of 173 amino acids. NCBI's taxonomy places the organism in Eukaryota, Metazoa, Chordata, Chondrichthyes, Rhinopristiformes, Pristidae. The transcript is spliced from 6 exons.